CGUUUGAGCUGCCGCCUGUCCUCAGUUAUUCACGUCCCCAAACACGCCCUUCCUCUCCUCUAUAAAUAACCCUCUCAAAAUCUUCCCCAAUUUUACACACACAUAAACACACUCACACGUACCACGGCCAUGGCAGCAAAAACACAAGCAAUCUUAAUUCUCCUCCUCAUCUCCGCCGUCCUCAUCGCCUCCCCGGCCGCAGGCCUAGGCGGCUCCGGCGCCGUCGGCGGCCGCACCGAAAUCCCCGACGUCGAAUCCAACGAGGAGAUCCAACAAUUAGGCGAAUAUUCCGUCGAACAGUACAAUCAACAGCAUCACAACGGCGACGGCGGCGACAGCACCGACAGCGCCGGCGAUCUCAAGUUCGUGAAGGUCGUCGCGGCGGAGAAGCAGGUAGUGGCCGGAAUUAAGUAUUACUUGAAGAUCGUCGCGGCGAAAGGCGGACACAAGAAGAAGUUCGAUGCGGAGAUCGUUGUGCAGGCGUGGAAGAAGACGAAGCAGUUGAUGAGCUUCGCUCCGUCGCACAAUUGAGUAAUUCGUUUUGCAGGCGUAAUUUCGGUUAUAUGUAUGUUAUGAAGUUUGCUGUGAUUGUUUUAGUUUGUUGUUUCGAGUCUAUAUGUGUAACUGCGUGUUUUUAAGUAUGAAUAAAUGUUUCGAUGAUGUUGAUGA
Molecule: messenger RNA, 669 nt
Organism: Daucus carota subsp. sativus
Lineage: Eukaryota; Viridiplantae; Streptophyta; Magnoliopsida; Apiales; Apiaceae
Product: cysteine proteinase inhibitor B
Exons: 1
Coding region: 130-531 (133 amino acids)
Molecular function (GO): cysteine-type endopeptidase inhibitor activity
Source: RefSeq, a predicted model, not a curated record